AAAUACAUUUUGUAAAUUGAAUGAAUCAAAUUUGAAAAUAAUCUCGUGAAAGGAAAUGAUAAUAAUAAUCCUCCUUUUAUUUUCUUUUUUUGAAGUCAGUACAUUAACGAGAUGCAACAGUACAAAUGGAAUAGAAUGCUGCGAUGACCAUAUCUGGAAUAUCACAGCCAAACAAUGCAUACCUUGCAGCCCUGGAUAUGUUGGGAGGAAUUGCACUGUGAUGUGUCCAUAUCCUCUCUACGGGUUUCUAUGUAACUCUAAAUGUGACUGUUCGGAAGGCCUUUGUAACAGAGUGACUGGGUGUCCCUUCUAUAACGGAUCAGUUUCAGAUGGUUUUCAGAGUGAUAUAGGACAUGGUGCAAGUGUUCAGUUACAAGAGACGACGACGGCAAUCCUUAACGGUACCGAUCUGUGUACAACUGUAGAUUUAAACACAACGUUUUCCCCGAAUUCACAAAACUACAUCAACAAAAUAUUGUUGAAAUUGAUAAGGGGACUUGGUUCAUUUUGUGCCCUUUCGUAUACAGUGUAUUUUAUUAUCUUUGUAUACGAUAUCAACAGAAACAGGCAAAUAUCACAACAAAACAGGGGUUCAACUGAAAAUAUUCCAGUUGAGGCAAUUCAGUCCUAUCCUAAUAAUGAAUACUACAGGGUUAUCUAAAAUAUAUGACACUAUUUUGAAAAAUAUGCAUAUUUCUCAAGCCAUUCAGAACUAAAAUCUUUAAAAUAAACAUCGAAAAUAUAUCAAAUUGAGGGUGAAAUGGCUGAACUUUAUUUAUAAAAUACAAUUUAUAUCUAAUUUCAGACAAUUUAUCCAAAAUAAUUCAACAAUUGAAGGUUGUACUGAAUUUUAUGAAUUGAAUCAAUCAAGUUUCUUUGAACUUGUAUAUUUUAUAUGCAUAAUUACUCUGAUGGAAUUCCGCUAGAUUUUUCAUUCGUAAAAAUGUCAGUCCUAAAAACACCACAGUUGCCAGAAGGAUAUGAUGUUUUUCAAGAAAGCUGCUUGACAUCAGAAAAAAAAUCAACAAUGACUAUUGUGAAGAUUUUCUGCAUUCUGUAGUUUAUUAUACAAUGUAUAACAUUUUUGAAGAAGUAUUCCCAUUAUAUCACAAAUAUAAUAUUUUUAUCCAUAUGCCCUGAAAAACUGCCGAAUCACGCCGGAUAUAGUUAUAUUCCACCGGAAACAGUUAUAUUGCCCUCCCGAACACAGUUAUGUUCCCUCGUGUGCAAU
Molecule: messenger RNA, 1231 nt
Organism: Saccostrea cuccullata (small rock oyster)
Lineage: Eukaryota; Metazoa; Mollusca; Bivalvia; Ostreida; Ostreidae
Exons: 4
Coding region: 56-661 (201 amino acids)
Source: RefSeq, a predicted model, not a curated record